AAAAUCUAUUAUUUUCCUCGGCUUGCAGAGUUCAAAGAUUCUCCUAUCUUCUCCCCUCUAUCACAAACCUUCCUUCGAAAACAGGGAAUAAAAAAAAGAAAACCCUAACCCUAGAUUUCCUCUCUCGCAACUCCAUGGCUGGCGACGCCCAAGACUCGCACAAGCACCAUCGAUCGCCCUCCGACGACGACACCGAUAAGUCCUCCAAACGGCACAAGCACCGCCAUCACCAUCGCCACCGGCAUCACCAUCACCGCCACAGCAGUCGAAAGCGUGAUGAGGAAAUUGAAGCUCCUUCUCCUCCGCCAGCUCCUCCCUACGCGGCGCAGAAUUCACUGCCCGAUGACGAUGUGGAGGAAGGGGAAAUCCUCGACGAGGAGGGUUUCGGUGGCGGCCUUGACGGAAUUCCGAAGAAGAAAUCGGAAUCUGACGCCGAGUCUGGUGAAAUUGAGGCCUCCGGAGUUCGCGAUCAUUCUGAUAAACGAAAUCUGGGACUUGGUAAUGGUAAGGAGUCUCCUUAUUCUGAAGCAACAAUACCAGUAAAAGAGACCAAGGGGAGUAGUGUUAGAAAAUUGAGAACAUUGGAAAUAGACGGAAGUGAUGACAAAUUGGCUGCAAAAGAUGAAUUAGGUUACGGAGAUAGUUCGGUGGGUAAUGUUAAUGGGGCUUUAAACUCCCGAUCUCAUAGGAGGCAGAGAGAAUCUGGGUCACCUUCCAAACGGAGUAAUGAUAAAAGGAGUUACUACGAUGAUGGAAAUAUGGAGGUCGAUGGAAAUGAAGUUGGAAAUCAAAUGAAGUCAUCUUCUCAGAGCACUGGAGAAAAGUACAAGGGGGUGACACCUUCCCCUUUGGACAAUAGCUAUCAUCAUAGAGGACGUGAUAGGAGCAGAUCAAGGUCGUAUGAUCGUGCAAAAGAGAGGUCUCGUUCACAUAGUGUUAUGGAAGAUGAGGCUUUCUCUAGAAAGAGACGCUAUCUUGCUGAUAAAAGCAGGACUACAUAUGACACAGACAGUGAUAGGACAGUUCACGGUCGUGAUGUCACAGAUAUGGUGAGGGAUGAUGAUAGGAAACACAGUCCUGGUUAUAGAAGCAAAUACAUCGGAGAAGAGGACAAACAUGGCAACAAAGAGGCUAGGACAAGAGAAGAGAGCAGGGAGAGGGAGGGGGACAGAGAUCGGAAAAGGGAAAAAGAACGCGCAAGGAGUCGAGACAGAGAUAUUGAUAGGGAUAGAAGAAGGCAGAAGGAGCGAGAAAGGAGUCGGGAUAGGGAGUCAGAUAGGGACUGGAGAAGGGAGAAGGAACGAGAAAGGAGUAGGGAUAGGGAAUUGGAUAGGGACAGGAGAAGGGAGAGGGUGAGGUAUAGAAGUAGGGACAGAGAGGUAGAUAGAGACAGAAAAUAUGAGAAGGAAAGAGAUAGGAGCAGGGAUAGAGUCAAUUUUGUUGAGAGAAGCAGAGAUAGUGAUAGGGAAAGGAGGAGAGAGAGGGACAAGUACAGUGAUGGAGUCAUGGAGCGCAAGCUGGAGAGGCGAGAUGAUGGGAGUAGGGAUAAGUUAAGGGAUAGGGAGAGGGACAAACAUGAAAAUGACAUCCACAGAGGACAAGAUGGGUAUAGACAUUCUAGGAGCUUAACAUAUGAUGAAAGGGAUAUCAGUAAAGAUGGAAGCGAAAAAGUUUAUCCGACAAGAGUUCAGAGUUCAAAAGCUAAUUCUUUAGAAGUGGGUGAUGACAUAAUGAAAAGGGAUGAAGACAGACAAGAAGAUUUUGAAGAGACAUACACAUUGCAACUUGUUGAACAAGAGGAGGAAGAUCUUAACCGAAUUAAGGAGGAGAGUCGAAGGAGAAGGCAAGCAAUCUUAGAAAAGUACAAGAGUCAGCAGUUACAGCAACAGAGUCAGACGGGGGCUAAUUUAGAGGAUGCAGCCAAAGAUCGUCCAGGUCCAUCAACAGCUCCUUCCAGUUCUCGUCAAGAAAUUGUUGAUAGUAAGACUGGAGGCAUUGAUGUCUUUGCUGAUGAAUCAUCAUUUUCUGUGGGAAAAUCAACUCCACCAAAUGGAGCUGCUGUUUCUGGUGGGACUCUAGGCACCAGAGGACUUGGAGAGGGUACUCCAAAGAGUGAGAGGUCAGAUGGAAUGUUCUGUGAUGAUAUAUUUGGCGAGACCCCAACUGGUGUUCGUAAAUCUGGAAAAGGUGAUGGUGUACGGAUUGAAAGGAGUGCUCUUCAUGAUAAUUGGGAUGAUGCUGAGGGUUACUAUAGCUACAGAUUUGGUGAAUUACUUGACGGUCGAUAUGAGAUUACUGCUGCCCAUGGGAAAGGUGUCUUUUCGACAGUAGUCCGUGCAAAGAAUGUUAAGGCCGUUGAUGGGGAACCAGAAGAAGUGGCAAUAAAAAUUAUACGUAGUAAUGACACUAUGUAUAAGGCUGGUAUGACUGAGCUAGUCAUAUUGAAGAAAUUAGUAGGUCAAGAUCCAGAGAACAAGCGUCAUUGUGUUCGGUUUCUGUCAAGUUUUAAGUACCGGAAUCAUCUUUGUUUAGUUUUUGAAUCUCUUCAUAUGAAUCUGCGUGAGGUUUUAAAGAAAUUUGGACGCAAUAUUGGUCUCAAGCUGACUGCUGUCAGAGCAUAUGCUAAGCAACUUUUUAUAGCGCUGAAGCAUCUCAAAAAUUGUGGCGUUCUUCAUUGUGAUAUCAAACCCGAUAACAUGCUGGUAAAUGAAGCAAAGAAUGUGCUGAAACUUUGUGAUUUUGGUAAUGCCAUGUUUGCCGGUAAAAAUGAGAUUACACCAUACCUUGUUAGCCGCUUUUAUCGUGCUCCAGAAAUUAUUCUUGGCCUGACCUAUGAUUAUCCACUGGAUAUUUGGUCUGUCGGCUGCUGCUUAUAUGAGCUAUAUACAGGAAAGGUUCUUUUUCCAGGCGCUACAAAUAAUGACAUGCUACGACUUCACAUGGAACUCAAGGGCCCUUUUCCGAAAAAGAUGCUACGGAAGGGAGCUUUUACAUACGAACAUUUUGACCAAGAUCUGAACUUUCAUGCUACUGAAGAGGAUCCUGUCACAAAAAAGGCGAUCAAGCGGUUAAUCCUCAACAUAAGACCAAAAGAUAUUGGAUCAAUUAUUGUGGGUUCUCCGGGUGAGGAUCCAAAGAUGUUGGCCGAUUUCAAAGAUCUUCUAGAUAAAAUGUUUGUUUUGGAUCCAGAUAAGAGGUUGACAGUAUCUCAGGCAUUGAGCCAUCCAUUCAUCACUGGCAAGUGAACCCUGUUGCUGAUUUCAGACUCCAGAAUUCCUGUUCAGCUAGAUUUUUGUAGAUUAUAACAUAAAUCAUGCUCAGUUUCUAAUCCUUGGGCAUUGUCUCUUCUCUGUGAUGGCCGGAGUGGAGAGCUUUUGACACAGUUUGGUAUUGCUGAAGUCAAAACUCAAAAGGGGUGAUGUUUGGUUCAGGAGUACUCAUGUGGCGGGUUUCUUUCAGUGGAGUGUACUGUUUCUAUAGAUUUCUUCCACUGCUUUGAGGGAACCUACAGUGCUUAGAUGCUUUAAAAGGCACCCAGGAGAAGGCACGUGCAUUGGAGGGUGCAGCUGCUGCAUUGAUGUCCCCCUUGGUUAUGGCCCCCUAUGCGCGUGCAACAAUUGUAAGUAUGUGCAAACCUUGAUUAUAUAUCUCUGCCUCUUGGUAAUACUCUGGUUUCUAUUUUAUGAUAUUACGUUUCUUGUAAUGUCUAAUAAUCCCAAGUUAUGCAAGAGUUAUGAGUUCCAUACACUGCAUCUUUAGCAUGUCUAAACACUACGUUAAUCUCGUGUGCAGUCUAUGUAAAUGUUGAAGGAAUAGGAUUUUAUUGAUCUACCUAGUAUGAGAUCACUUGUGAGCUGCCGGGUUGUAGAUAUAGGCUUUUUGGUUCUUAAUUAGUACGUAGAAUUAAAAGGAAGUUUGGUAUUUGAGAUAGAUUGACAAGUAGAAAAGAAAUAACAUGAAAUCUGAGUUUGAUUUCAUUGAUGGUGUUUUACAGCACGUCGUUGCUUGUACUAUGUUAUGGGUAGCGAACUUUAGUACUUCACAGGCAACGAAUGUGGGAUUCCCAGAAUCGUAUUUUUGCGUGUAAUACUAGGGUUGGGGUAAAACGGGUCUUGCACACUUUGACUGCUGAUGGACAUAGGUGAAUUGGUGGGUUAGUCUUUUAGAAUUGAGAAGGUUUUCUUUUUAGUUGCAGGACCUAUUUACAGUCUCAGUUAAGUUUUAGCAUCAACCAUUGUUUCAUAUGGCAUUUUCAAUCAAUGCCACUGACCGUUUAGUAAAUUGAGUUUACUUGUCAAUUUUAUUGUGCGUGUAGUUUUGGUUUCUUGGUGUCAUAUUGGUCUUUCCUCUCGAGUGCCUCAUUCAGUUUUACGCAAGGACUUGCUUAGUUUAUCACGGAAUGAUGGUAGUUAAUUUCUAAUUCAACCGGUCUCCUAUUCUGUCUUUUAUAUUUCUUGUUGCUGUUUACUGAUUCACGAGCUUUUUGGCCAUAGGUUUUUUUAGCUUUAUGUGAGAAAAUUUCACAAAA
Messenger RNA from Morus notabilis, 4528 nucleotides. RefSeq names its product serine/threonine-protein kinase prpf4B. Lineage: Eukaryota; Viridiplantae; Streptophyta; Magnoliopsida; Rosales; Moraceae. Gene Ontology annotation, biological process: mRNA cis splicing, via spliceosome; peptidyl-threonine phosphorylation; peptidyl-serine phosphorylation. The transcript is spliced from 15 exons. Gene Ontology annotation, molecular function: protein serine/threonine kinase activity; ATP binding. The record is from RefSeq and is a predicted model, not a curated record. The coding region runs from base 135 to 3245 and encodes 1036 amino acids.